GGAAGGGGGAGAAAGAUGCAGGAUCAUCAGCACGUGCCCAUCGACAUCCAGACCAGCAAGCUGCUCGACUGGCUGGUGGACCGGAGGCACUGUAACCUGAAAUGGCAGAGCCUGGUGCUCACGAUCCGGGAGAAGAUCAACGCCGCCAUCCAGGACAUGCCGGAGAACGAGGAGAUCGCCCAGCUGCUCUCAGGGUCCUACAUUCACUACUUCCACUGCCUCCGCAUCGUGGAGCUUCUCAAAGGCACCGAAGCCUCCACCAAGAAUAUUUUUGGCCGGUACUCAUCACAGCGGAUGAAGGAUUGGCAGGAGAUUGUAGCCCUGUAUGAGAAAGACAACACCUACUUAGUGGAACUCUGUAGCCUCCUGGUUCGGAACGUCAGCUAUGAGAUCCCCUCACUGAAGAAGCAGAUUGCCAAGUGCCAGCAGCUGCAGCAGGAGUACAGCCGCAAGGAGGAGGAGGGCCAGGCCGGGGCCGCCGAGCUGCGGGAGCAGUUCCAUCACUCGUGCAAGCAGUACGGCAUCACGGGAGACAAUGUGCGGAGGGAACUGCUGGCUCUGGUGAAUGACCUGCCGGGGCAGCUGGCUGAGAUCGGGACAGCGGCUCAGUCACUGGGUGAGGCCAUAGACCUGUACCAGGCCUGCGUGGGCUUCGUGUGUGAAAGCCCCACAGAGCAGGUGCUGCCGAUGCUGCGCUAUGUACAGGAGCGGGGCAACUCCACAGUAUACGAGUGGAGGACGGGCAUGGAGCCCUCUGUAGUGGAGCGGCCGCGCCGGGAGGAGCCUGCCGAGCCAGUGGAAGAGGAUACGAUCGACUGGGGUGACUUCGGGAUGGAGCCAGCUUUGCAGGCCACUGACGCUGGCAUCUCUACCGAGGCCGCUGGCAUCGACUGGGGCAUCUCGCUGGAAUCAGACCCAAAGGCCUCUGGGGGUGAUGGCAUCGACUGGGGAGAUGACUUGGCCACGCUGCAGAUCACAGUGGUGGAAGCAGGAACUGAGGCUCCAGAAGGUGUCGCUCGGGGCCCAGACGCCCUUACACUCCUUGAAUAUCCAGAGACCCGAAAUCAGUUCAUUGAUGAGCUCAUGGAGCUCGAGAUCUUCCUGACCCAGAGAGCGGUGGAGAUGAACGAGGAGGCAGACAUCCUGGCCAUGAGCCAGUUCCAGCUGGCUCCCGCCAUCCUGCAGGGUCAGACCAAAGAGCAGAUGGUUACCAUGGUGGCGACACUGCAGGAUCUGAUAGGCCGGCUCACCAACCUGCGAAUGCAGCACCUGUUUAUGAUCCUGGCCUCACCCAGGUACGUGGACCGAGUGACCGAGUUCCUCCAGCAGAAACUGAAGCAGUCCCAGCUACUGGCGCUGAAGAAGGAGCUGAUGGUGCAGCGGCAGCAGGAGGCGCUUCAGGAGCAGGCGGCUCUGGAGCCCAAGCUGGACCUGCUGCUGGAGAAGACCAAGGAGCUCCAGAAGCUGAUUGAGGCCGACAUCUCCAAGAGGUACGGCGGGCGCCCCGUGAACCUGAUGGGAACCUCGCUGUGACUCCCCUCCCUCUGCGUCCUUUCCUGUCUGACUUCCCAGCCACUUAGUGGCCUUGGGACAGCCAGGGAUAAUGUCACAGGGUCCUUCCGAUCAGGCCCAUCAGAGGACGGAAGUGCCCCCAGACAGAGGCUCCCUGCAGGGAGGUGUCCCGGUUGGUCCCGUGCCCAGACCUUGGACCACAGUUCCUCCUGCUGUAGCUAGUUGGACUUAAUAAAAGAAGACAGACACUUGC
This is a messenger RNA of Ochotona curzoniae (black-lipped pika), 1765 nucleotides long. It is a transcript of the gene CDK5RAP3, whose product is annotated as CDK5 regulatory subunit associated protein 3. The record is from RefSeq and is a predicted model, not a curated record. Gene Ontology annotation, cellular component: endomembrane system. Lineage: Eukaryota; Metazoa; Chordata; Mammalia; Lagomorpha; Ochotonidae. Gene Ontology annotation, biological process: regulation of cyclin-dependent protein serine/threonine kinase activity; regulation of mitotic cell cycle. The coding region runs from base 16 to 1533 and encodes 505 amino acids. The transcript has 14 exons.